UUCCGGUAAAGUCGUUUACUUUUAGCAUUGUUAGCAGUCUCGUGUUUUUGUUUGUGGAAACCUACAUUGACGACUAUAAUCAAUGUACUGAAAUGGACAUACUUAAAGCUGAGAUAGCAAGGAAGAGGAAACACCUCGAAGACAAACAGCUUGUAGAUGACACCAAAAAAUUCUUCAAACGGUCUGAUCUUGCACGGAAGGAGCAAGAUGACUACUUCAGAAGAUGUGGAUAUAAGGUUCAGAGAGAGACUCCUGAGAGCCAGAUUGAUACGACUGAGGAAGAUGAGCCGUCUACUUCAAGUAAUCCAGUGUUGGAAUUAGAAUUAACAGAGGAGAAACUUCCCAUGACACUGUCACGACAGGAGGUAAUUCGACGUCUCCGAGAGCGAGGGGAACCAAUCCGCCUGUUUGGAGAGUCUGACUACGAUGCCUUCCAGAGACUCAGGAAGAUUGAGAUCCUAACCCCUGAAGUAAACAAGGGCUUGAGGAAUGACCUGAAGGCAGCCAUGGACAAGAUCGACCAGCAGUACCUGAAUGAAAUUGUUGGUGGAACAGAGUCGGGAGAGCUGGACACACAACAUGAUCUUAAAGUGCAUGAAGAAAAUACCACCAUAGAAGAACUAGAGGCUCUUGGCAAAACCCUGGGCACAGGAGAUGAUGAUGGAGACCAGGAUGUUAUUGACAAAUUUUUGAGGUUUCUUCUUGGUGUUUGGGCCAAAGACCUGAACAGCCGCGAGGACCAUGUGAAACGCAGUGUCCAGGGCAAACUGGCGAGUGCAACCCAUUCACAGACGGAGUCUUACCUCAAACCUCUCUUCAGGAAGCUUAGGAAGAAGAGUUUACCAGCGGACAUCAAAGAGUCCAUCACAGAUAUUAUUAAGUUCAUGUUGGAGAGAGAAUAUGUCAAAGCCAAUGAUGCAUACCUACAGAUGGCCAUAGGAAAUGCUCCGUGGCCAAUUGGUGUGACCAUGGUGGGUAUCCACGCUCGUACAGGACGAGAGAAGAUUUUCUCAAAACAUGUGGCCCAUGUACUCAACGAUGAGACGCAGAGGAAGUACAUCCAGGGACUAAAGAGGCUAAUGACUAUCUGCCAGAAACAUUUUCCAACUGAUCCAUCAAAGUGUGUGGAGUACAAUGCUCUUUAACUUGUAACUUUGACUUAAAUUAUGCAGCGGCAGCAUGGAAAAUCCUAAAGGGAAAUACUGUCAGCUGCUCAAUUAUAGAUCCUACGCUUACUAAAAUCUCAAAGCACUGAGGCCUUCAGAGUACAGGUGGAUUCCUCAGGGGCAGGAUUUGAGGAAUGUAUCUAGUGAAUGAGACUUCUGGUAAACAGCUGAUACUCUGUUUUAUACUCAUUUAUAAACAAUAACAUUCAUUUGCAGUGCUUCAUGGACAUUUCAGAAAUUAAUGAAGAUAUCCUUUUGUGACAGAUAUUACGAUUGAGCUUUUCAAAUGUGUUUUUUAUCUUCAUGGGGUAAGCAAAGUUUCAUUUGUCAAGCAAGGCCAGAUGUGUAAGUUUUAUUACACCAGAUGUGUUGUGUUGCUGUAGAUUCAGUUCUGUGUUGGAGUCAAGUUUAAUUCAAAUCAUUGUGUCCAUCUUUGAAAUAAAAUAGUGUUGCAUAUUGCACGCACUGUUAGUUUUUAUGC
Molecule: messenger RNA, 1647 nt
Organism: Sphaeramia orbicularis (orbiculate cardinalfish)
Lineage: Eukaryota; Metazoa; Chordata; Actinopteri; Kurtiformes; Apogonidae
Gene: prpf18
Product: PRP18 pre-mRNA processing factor 18 homolog (yeast)
Exons: 11
Coding region: 93-1145 (350 amino acids)
Biological process (GO): RNA splicing; generation of catalytic spliceosome for second transesterification step
Cellular component (GO): U2-type post-spliceosomal complex; U5 snRNP; U4/U6 x U5 tri-snRNP complex
Source: RefSeq, a predicted model, not a curated record